AUGCCAUCUGUCAAACGGAAGAGAGCCACUCAUGACGAGAAUGCACCUCAGCGUGCCACUCUGGCUGCCCCUCGACGCAAGCGGAGCAAGAAUGGAGUGUUGAAAAGCAUGGCCGAGAUGCCCCUCGAUGUGGUGGAGGAGAUUCUCGGACAUCUCGAUCCAGGAGCGCUUUUGAACUUGGCGAGAGCCAUAAAGGUAUUUCAUGAGAUCAUCAUGGACAAGGGUAACGCCAGACUUUGGGUGCGCUCUCGCCAAAACGUCCAAGGCCUCCCCGACUGCCCGCCCCACCUUAGCGAACAGUCCUACGCAAAUCUUUGCUUCAGCAAGGGUUGCUAUGGAUGUAACAAGAGCAAAACGUCCAAGAUCAUUUGGACAGCUAGUGCUCGCUACUGUGAUGAUUGCACAAACGGCCACAUGCCGGGCGUCUCAUUGUUUUUCAGCAACGAAGACAAUCAAAUGUACGCACGCUACGAGAAGUUGCUCCCAACGUUCAGGAUUCACUGUCGUUUGAGCUUCCACUUGCCCGAUUUGUGGGCAAUGCACUCAGCAUGGGAGCGGCUGAGCGAUGAAGACGGGUCGCGGUCCAAGUUCCUCGCGGAGCAGAAGGACAAUAUGGACGCACGCCACCAGCACGCUAAAGCAUGCGAGAAGUGGAGGAAAACGAUCGACGCGGCUCGAGCGGAAGAGCUGAGGAUCACUCGUGACCAGCGCUUCUCUUUCAUUAAGGCUAGACUGUGUGAGCUUGGCUGGAGCGAGUCGCUCUUGGCGAGUGCAGACAAGAAGCUGCGAUCGUUGCAGCAAGUGCGUUCGUCAACGCCGCUUGACAACAAAGGUUGGGCUUUGAUACGUAAGAGGGUGGAGGACGUCAUGAUAGACAUUGACCUCAGUCACAACUUGCCAGCUCGCAUCAAGAAGUUCGCCAAAAUCUUCGGCGACGUCAAAGCGGAGAACCUGGACGACGUGCACAUUCGUUGGUGGCCCGGGACUGUGGAUAUCAUUCUGAUGGAAGGGACACCCUAUCGUGACAGAUUGUCCAACGGGGAUCAUUGGCCCCCAACUGGGAAUGCGCUCGCAGCAUUGAAGACCGAGGUACUGCGAGACGUCAAGACCUGGCUAGACAAGCAAAAGAAGGUGCUUGGGGACUUUGUACUUACCGAGAGCGACGACGAUAGGGAACGUUUCCCUAUCGGGACGGAACCUGCGGACCUCGUUAGUUGCAUGCUUGUCUGCUGCAUCUGCUCCAACACGGUUUGUUUCCCGGAUAUACUGGUUCAUGCCUGCUUCAGGGGGUGUAGACGGACGAUGAAGCGGGAUGCCUUCGAACAGGAGCUCCAACGGCGCACGGACAUGCUCGAGAAGAACAUCUUGGAAACUCUUGGCUAUUUUCCGUGGUCUCUCCAAGGCUAUUCGAAGGACACGUCGGCGCCACGAUCGUUAGCGGUGAACCUUAGGCCUUUGGAUACUCGCGAAUGCUUCGUCAACUGUGUUUUGACUUGUGGCAAGGACCCAUGGCGCAUGACCUGGCGUGACAUGAACGACGGCAACUUCGUCUUCUGCCGGAAGGAGUCCGAGAGGCGUUUCACUGCAAUGGAUUGGCGUCUUGCAGCUCUCGAUUGCGUGUCGCAGACGCAGGAAUGGGUGAACGACCCGUUGAUUGUCUCGGAGUAUUGGAGGAAGCACUCGCGCCCUGAACUCCGUUUUGUCAAGAAUGUCAAGGUCUGGUGGUGCGCGCGUUGCCCGGAUCCAUGGCUAGCUGGGCGCACGUACGCAGGAGUGGAGGCGCACGUUCUUGAAAGUCACGGGAAGGCACAUUUGCAGGACGGCGACAUCUACUGCGAUCCCGAUCAGUGGCGGAAGUGGACGAAACACUGCACGGUAGAGUUGGCAAAACCCUCGGCGAACGAGGACGUGGUAUAA
Messenger RNA from Rhodofomes roseus, 1917 nucleotides. RefSeq lists its product as uncharacterized. The transcript has 10 exons. The coding region runs from base 1 to 1917 and encodes 638 amino acids. The record is from RefSeq and is a predicted model, not a curated record. Lineage: Eukaryota; Fungi; Basidiomycota; Agaricomycetes; Polyporales; Fomitopsidaceae. Gene Ontology annotation, molecular function: protein binding.